Messenger RNA from Magallana angulata, 1402 nucleotides. RefSeq lists its product as uncharacterized. Lineage: Eukaryota; Metazoa; Mollusca; Bivalvia; Ostreida; Ostreidae. The record is from RefSeq and is a predicted model, not a curated record. The transcript has 5 exons. Gene Ontology annotation, molecular function: acyltransferase activity, transferring groups other than amino-acyl groups. Bases 36 to 887 code for a protein of 283 amino acids.
UUAAGUUAGAGUAGAUGACGCUUUACUGUUGAACAAUGGCCGUUAGAGUUCCUCGUCAAAAUCUCGCUAGAAUCCUCGACCAACUGGCCAGUGGACUUCCUUACUCAGCUCAGAUGUAUGGAAUGGUGAGGAGUUUUAUUAGAGGGGUACCGAGUGGCCUGGAAUUGUGGGUAGAUUACAUCAGUGCCCCGCAAGUGUUUGUUGUCAGUGGAAGCCAAUCAAUUAGUAAGAACAUUUAUUGUAGUUCACUUGUGAAUGUUUUUUGCUGGAACCAUAAAAAUCUAAGUGACGUCAUACUUUCGCCCGGUGUUCUCGAUUUAAAAAGAAACUUAUUUUUCAGAGGCGUAAAUUCCAGAACCUUGCUUCACCUAGAGGGAAUAUUUAUCCCUGGAAGUUUCAAUGACGCAUAUCUUCCCGGAACAACUCGACUUUACUUCACCAAAAAUUCAACAGACAUUCUGGAUUUUGAUGUUCCUCAGGAUUUCUAUGUUGGUGGGAUCGAUGAGAACGUUACUAAAAGAAUUGAAGAGCUCUGGAAGUAUACGCCAAAAGGCAUCAGUCAGAUGAAGUUAGAUGAAUAUAGCUGGGGAUUUCCGGGAUUUGCCGUGUACCACAAAGCUUCAGGGAGACUAGCCGGAUGUGCCGUUCAGAACCUUGAUGGAAUUAUGGGACAUUUAUUUGUUGAGGAAGAGCAUCGUGGGAAAGGCGUGGCUAAGUUUUUAACAUCAAUUCUCGCCAGAACUUUGAUUAAACAGGACGGUUUUGUGGCUGCUGAGAUUGUGAAAGACAACGCCGUGUCGCACCGAGUGACAAGUUAUAUAGGGCUAAAACAGGUUCGGAAGGCCGAGUUUGAGUGCAGAAUGUUCCAUUACAAAGGAGUUAGUUAAUAAGAGUUCAGCUCUAGGCGUUUUCUCUCUAAUUUGUUAAAGCUUUGGAUUCAGACACAAAUGACACACCAUGCAUUUUUGUGAGUAAAAUGAGGAACUAAUGUUGAAAACAUAUUGAAAAGAAAUGCACAGAGCUUUCGGGAAUGAAUUGAAACGUACAUACUCAUUAUUUACCAUGUAUUUAAAAUCAAUAGAAACCAUAGUGGCUCAAUUUUUGUGGAUUUCAUGGUUCAUCAUUACAAUGAAUUUACAUCCUUAGCAAAUUUUAAAACCUAAUUAAAUAAAUUUUUUAAAGAAACGAGUAAAUCCACAAUGAGAUUCCCAUAAAUCUUUGGAAAACUAUAAAUUAAUGAAAUUUUACACAACAAUGUUCAAAGUUUCCAUUGUACCUAGACGUCAAGUCUUGGAAGUAUUACUUGUGCAAGUUGAAAUUAAAACAUUGAAUAUUUAUCGUCUAAAAUUGCAUAGAACUCUUAUCCUGAUUUGGCACCAUAAUUUUUCUGUACCUAUUGAAG